AUGAUCUCCCUCCUCCCCGACACAAUGUGCCUGAAGGGACCAAAUGUCGAAUCUCUCGCCGAUGCAGUGCUUGAACUCUGUAGAUUUUAUGCAACGAAUGCAUGGGACAAGGACAAUGAGAUGUUUCUGCAGAAGAUAGAGGGCCCUCUAGCACCCCAAUUUCCUUCCUCCGACAUCCUUUGUGAAAAUUGGGAUGAGCUGGCAAAAUUUGGGAGCAUGAAGAUGAUCAUACUCCAGAGCCGGAGCCAUGGUGACGGUAUCAAUAAAAUGGUCCUCAGGGAGGUAUUGAAGAAGGCUCUUGAAAAUACCAAUCUAUACACUUCCUUGCCAAAUGGCUCCAAUUACUUCACAGCUACCUUUCGCAUGAGAGAUUGCACCAUGAUGGAAACUUGUCUGUGGAGAGCACAGGGUCUCCUGCUUACUCUCUGCACUGUUACCUUCCACAUGCCGCCGCUGCCGGUGUCUCCGUUUCUCUUUCUCACAUUGUUGACUCCACGAGGAGGAUUGGCAAAAGUCUUGGAUCUUCUAACAGGACCUGUUGUCAAGGCAUUGGAUCCCGCUACCAAAGAUUUCAUGCAACCUUGGUUCGGUUGUAAACUUACAGACCCUCUGACCUUGGAACCACCUCAUCAACAUGAAAGAGAUCAGAGGUAUCUGUGGGUUUCACAUUUCUGUGAUCCUCAUUUGACCCCUUACGAUGUCGGUUUCAAGAAACCUGACCUGGAAAAGUCACAACUCCAAAAUAGGUUGGUGCUGAAGCUCAUUCUAUUGUCCCAUCCGAUGGCAGACCAGAGCAAUGGAUUUAACGCCAUGCAGGAGGGAUUUUCUUACAAUUUCAGUCAUGACAAAUACAUUGGAGGCCUGCCUUUGCUAUUCCACCGAGAGCUACCCCAACCGGAGAAUCUCUUGUUGUAUCUUCACAGGAUGUAUGAUUGCAGCAUCCACUCAGCUCAGGACCUUCUAGACCUUAUCCAGUUUGACCAUGGAUGCGUCAGGACAGAUGCCUUUUGCUCAACACUGUGUGAUUGGGGUUAUGGGACACAGCCCAAUGGCAGGCAUCUCCCCCUUUAUGAAUGCGUCACCCGAGCCAUCACUGAUAAAUUGCGGAAAUACUUUGAACAAGACUUGGACCGCUGCGGGCCACGCUUCCUGGUGAUGGCGACCAGUCUGCCAUAUAUGCCUGCAGUACCCGAGGAGAAGAUCAAGGUUCGCAGAUAUGUGAUUGUCCUCUGCACCUGGUGGUUCUUGUACCUUCUUGCUGGAGAGGCAACAGCACUCUUCCCCAAUUUUGAGGCUUGCUUGGACUUCUGGUUGUUCGACGAUGAUCGAAUCAUUAUGCUCAUUAUGCUUAUUUAG
This is a messenger RNA of Desarmillaria tabescens, 1356 nucleotides long. RefSeq lists its product as uncharacterized. Bases 1 to 1356 code for a protein of 451 amino acids. The transcript has 5 exons. NCBI's taxonomy places the organism in Eukaryota, Fungi, Basidiomycota, Agaricomycetes, Agaricales, Physalacriaceae. The record is from RefSeq and is a predicted model, not a curated record.